Messenger RNA from Symbiodinium natans, 1956 nucleotides. The record is from the annotation of a GenBank genome assembly. NCBI's taxonomy places the organism in Eukaryota, Dinophyceae, Suessiales, Symbiodiniaceae.
AUGCCCUCCUGGUGUGACCCACGCUUGGCGCUCACACCGGUGCAGGCAGAGGAGUCGGCGGCAGAUGAUAUUGUUUUUGACUUGGGUCCGCAGGACGAGACUGUCAGGGCCCGAGCCAAAGCGAACAGCUCCUGGAUGCUGUGCUUGCAGGCGCCACCCGCCAUAGAAGUCGACGAUGUGCUGCACAUCGGCCUUGAUGAGGAUUCAGACGCUGGCGAGAGCAUCAAGUCUGCCGACUUGCUCCAGAUCAUCCAGCAGGCCUCCGAGGUGGAGAUCAGCUCGGACUCGGUGGACUCACGCCAGGCUCUGGCGCCAGCUGAGCCGGACCCGCCCUCAGAGGCUCCAAGGCCGCACUCCGAGGCCGUGGCAGAAGCGCGUUCCGCCCACAUCACCCUUGAGGAGGGAGCGGGUGAAACUCGCCCGAGUGAAGUAGCACCUCCACGAACGCCGGAUGAGGAGGAUGAGAAGGAGGAGAGCGAAAUUCAGGAGGAAGAGGAGGUGCAGGCGGCACCCAGCCGUGCCAGCGGAGCCGAGGUGACUUUUGCCGUCGGUGGGUUCGCAGCGACGCCAGCAGAGGCACUAGAGCCUGCGGCGCCACCAGAGCCUGUUGUGGCGCAACGCGAGGAAGAUGUGCCUAGAGCGAGUGGCAUAGACGAGAUGUUCGCCGACAUCCUCGCCCCCAUCCCCGAGGCGCAGGCCACCCUGCCACGGGUGAUCGAAGCAGCGCCCGAGCCUGCUGCUCCGGCACGGUCAUCAGUCGAUGCUGUGGCCGCCAGCAGUCGGAUUGUGGCUGCAGAGCCAGCAGGGCCUCUUCGCCGAAAUCAGGAGUCCGCCUCGGGGGCUGCGGCAAGAGCGGAGCCAUCCAGGAGCCUUGCUGCGCCAGUUUCCAAGCUGGCGAACCUGAUGCAAGAGAGCACGGAGAGGAGGGAGCCCGUGCCGCAGAACAGCUCGCCCGCGAACAGUUCUGUAUGCAACAGAGAGGCGGAUGAGGAUGCCAGCUUGGACAAAGAGUGGGACGAGAUUGCCCGUCGGACCGAUGAGCUCAUUGCGAACGCGCGUGAGUCCAAAGGCGUUGUGGCCGUCUCGCAGGACGUCCUGAGCCAACCCCUCAGCUACAAGGACUUCACGCAGUGGUUGCUCCAGCUGGAGAUAGACCCGGCUGCCUUGCGGCAAAUGCGAGAGGAGAUGAUUGAGGAUGAUCUCGCGGGCUGUGGAUGCUUCAUGAAGCGCAUGCGGCCUCGUUCUGAAGUCCCUGGUCUUGAGCGGCGGUUCUGGGCGGAGAAGGAUCUAGUCCUCUUCCUCAAAGUCACGCACUUUGACUUCAACGACACCGUGCAUCACCGAAUGCUGCGGACGAUGUACGGCAAGCUGUCAAGGAAUAAGGUUUGCCCAACGGUUGGCAGACACUGGGAACUCCUGGGAUUUCAAAGCGGAGAUCCCAGAACCGACUUGAACCGUUCUGGGGGCGUCCUGAACGUCAUGCAAAUGUUCUAUUUCUUUUCGCACCACUUCGACCUCAUGAAAUCGGCCUACCUGCUGGCGCAAGAUGCGCAGCACAACUUUCCCCUCGCCUGCGUGUCAAUAAACAUCACCAAGAUGGUCAUUGAGUGCCUACUCGAGGGCCGACUGUCCAAGCUCUGCAAUGGCUCGCGGGGCGUCUUCGAGAUGACCUGCCUGGUCUACAGCGCCGCCUUCUUCCACUGGUACUGGCGCUGGCGAACGCAAAAGCGGAGCAUCCGCGACACCGAGCUGACUUUCAAGGAGGUUCGAGCGUUGCUUGAGCGGCGGCCUGCCAAGCUGCUGGAUAUGCUGCAGCAGGGCAUUGCAGAGUCCAAAGCCAAGGCCGACCCUUCACGCCUGGAAUUCACCGACAUCGACUUCGGUGGAGCCAGGGGCGCUGGGAAGGGAAACCAAGCGGUCCCGGAUGGACUUCAGCGUUACCAAUACGACGAGUGA